UUUUAUUUACCGCGCGUCAUUCCACGCAAGGUCAUUGCUCACAGAUGGAAAUAGCUAGGGGACUACAUUGAUGUAAUGAAUUCGUCAGCAACUGUAGAUGCCCAUGUACUCUCUGUGUAUUCUGAAUCCCACUUAUAAAUAAAUGUUGUCUGUUAUUCAAAGUUUAUUUUCUCAUCAUAUUUUGCUUCAAAAUGUAUGUAUGUCUAUAUCUAUGACAACUCAAUAAAUAUAAAAUAACAUUGAACAAAUAAAAGUUAGUUCCGAUUGAUGAAUCGAUUAAUUAAAAUCAGACGAUUAUUUCGAACAUAUACAUUUUUACAUAUUUUUCUAAAAAUAAACAUUUUAUCAAUUUUCAUAUAUUUUCUUCUAACCAUAAUUAACAACUAUCGAUUUCCCAAUAUAAAUUAUCAUGCAUCUACUGUACGAGAUCGUGAAGAAUUACGUUUAGCUCAUCUACGCACAUUAAUGUACGAUUGGUACCAUCAAGGAAAAAUACCGUUUGUUUACCAACCACCACAAUCAUCGUUGUCAAUUUUAAGUAAUAAACAUGGUAUUGUCAUUAGUAUCAUGACGUCGAAUCGUGUUCAACAUCAAAUUGAUGAUUAUCAACCGAAUUACUUAACUCAGUCUUUAUCAACCUUAAUUAAACUAAUAUUUAAAGAUAUUUCAAGGUACGGUUACCGAUUUAAAUAUAUCAAUAUAAUGAUCUGUUUUAAUGGAACCAAAAUAAAUGAAUUGUCUAAUGUAUAUGAAAUUAUACGACUUGUUGGUCAGCAUGCAAUUCAUCCAUUACGCUCUAAUCAAUUAUCAACUUAUAGGAAUUUAUCUGUUAAUUAUCAAUUUGUGAAAGAUAUGUCAACCUGUAUGCUGAAAUCAGUUGAUUUAGUUAAAAAACAAGAACACAAUCAUAGUGAUUAUAUACUUAUCAUACAAGAGGAUAUGAUUGCAAUGGAUAAUUUAUUCGAUGUACUAUGGGGAUUAAUGCAACAAUCUAUGAAUAAUAUUCAUCAUGAUCAUCAUAGACUUGGUAUGAUCCAAUUGUAUUCACAUAAAAACGUAAUGAAAUUUCCAUUUUAUCAUAAAAUUGAUAGACAGUUAUUUGACUUAACAUUUACUUGCCUACUAUUUAUUACAUUCAUUGCAUUUUUUUUUUAUUUACGUGUAACAUUUAAGCAAUCAUCAUCACAAUAUGGAUUGUAUAAAUUCUAUUUAAUGCUUAACUUAUUCUUUACAUUGUUUACUUUAAUUUGGUUGUAUGGAUUGAAUAAUUUAUUGAUUCGAUUAUCUAAUUUAUUUAUCUCUCAUAAUGGUGUUUUUCAACUCAAAAGUCAAUCAUACUACGCUAAAACUGAUAUGAUUAUGGCUAAUUUAUAUUCAAGUAUACAAGUUAGACAAAUCGGUCAUUAUUUAAGAUCAGUUGCACCAUGUGAAAAUUCCUUAUGGUAUUUAAAACAGGAUGAAUCAAAAUGUGCUCAAUUGAUUACAUCAUAUCUUGUAUCAAAUGCUAAACAAAUAUUUAGUGUAUAUAUGAAUGUAUUUAAACAUUGUGGAUUGUAUUCGAAUGAAGAAAAAAGAAUGCUGAAUCCAGCUGAUGUCGAAUAACAUUAAUAGUAAUAGUGUGUUGUGUUUUUCUUGAAUGGUUCUUUGCUACCCAGAAACAGAUUAAAUUUUGUUGAGUUUUGUA
Messenger RNA from Schistosoma spindalis, 1684 nucleotides. Lineage: Eukaryota; Metazoa; Platyhelminthes; Trematoda; Strigeidida; Schistosomatidae. The record is from the annotation of a GenBank genome assembly.